AUGCUGAAUACUUUGGCAAACCAUGGCUAUAUUCCUCAUAGCGGCCGCCAAAUCUCGCCUUCGCAGAUAGAAAACGCCUUCACAAACUUCCUCAAUAUCGAAGUAGGAUUCGCAGCGGCCGCCAAGAGCUUUGCCAAAGCAUGGGGCAAUGAUACCUUUGACCUUGAUGACCUCAACACACCAGACAUACUGCAGCACAUUGCGUCCCUCACCCGAGAUGAUUAUACAUCUCAUAAUCCUCAAUUGGAGCCAAAUUUGCUCCGAAUUGAGCGUCUCAUGGCUGACAGCCCUACAUCAUUCAUCAACGUUGAUUCUAUCGCCAAAAGCCGACUGCGUGUGGAAUCAGAGUCAAUACCAAACGAGCUUUCCAAAAACCAGAUGAAUGCGGCGCUCUUUGAAGCCGCAAUGGUCCUUGUCAUGAUGUCGGACCACAGUCCUAAUGCGGAGUCUAACCCUCCUGUAUCGGCAUACCAGGGCCCUAAGGAUCGUAUCCAAACAUGGUUUGAACAAGAAAGAUUUCCCACGGAAUUUGGAUGGAGGCCAUCGGCAAGGACUAUCAAGUUGGCUGACCUGAACCCUGCAAUUGACGGCAUUAUCGAGUCUAUGGAGAGACAAGAUAAUAACGGGCGUGUUGCACAAAGGUUUUCUGAAGAUUAA
Messenger RNA from Trichoderma aggressivum f. europaeum, 657 nucleotides. RefSeq lists its product as uncharacterized. The transcript is spliced from 2 exons. Bases 1 to 657 code for a protein of 218 amino acids. Gene Ontology annotation, molecular function: peroxidase activity. NCBI's taxonomy places the organism in Eukaryota, Fungi, Ascomycota, Sordariomycetes, Hypocreales, Hypocreaceae. The record is from RefSeq and is a predicted model, not a curated record.